AUGACGCGAAUGCCGCUUUUACAACCUGCCGAGAAUGGCCAACGCUAUGAGCUCACCAGUCCCACAGCCAUGCCCAAAGCCGGCGCCUUCCUAUGGAACCAGGGGAUGAUGAUCCAGGCAACCUGUCGCGGCUACGCAGUUGCCCAGUUUAUGCAGCCGGAGCCCGCCAAAUACUCGUACGCCCCCAAUCUCGAGGCCAAGACCUUUAUGCAACCUGAACAAAACUACUACGCCCAUCACCCCGGCCGUUUCGUCUACGUCAAAGAUGAGGCCACGGAUCAGAUCUUUUCGGCCCCUUACGAGCCCGUCCGGGCUCCCGUGGAACGCUUCGUCUUCUCCGCCGGCCAGAGCGACAUUCGGUGGACCACCGAACACCUCGGCAUCCGGGUGGAGAUGACGCUUAGUCUCCCCACCCACGACGUAACCGAGCUCUGGACCGUCAAAGUCACAAAUAUGACGGGCCGAGAGCGUAACAUCAGCGUCUACCCUUAUUUCACCCUGGGUUACAUGUCGUGGAUGAACCAAUCCGCCGAGUACCGCGAGGACCUCGGCGCGAUCGUUGGGUCUUGUGUGACGCCCUACCAAAAGGUAGCUGAUUACUGGAAAAACAAGUAUCUCAAGGACAAGACCUACCUCCUUUGUGAGACUAAGCCCACCUCGUGGGAGACGAAUCACCAGGCCUUCGAGGUUCAGUAUCGCUUGUCCAUGAAGCCCGGUGAACAGCGUGAAUUCCGUUUCCUGUUUGGCCCCGCGUAUGAUGACGCCGAGAUCCGCUCCAUGAAGGAGAGAUAUCUGAGCAAGGAGGCAUUUGACCGCUGCGCCCGUGAGUAUGCCGCCUAUAUCCACCGAGGUCGCGGUUGCCUCAAGAUCCAGACCCCCGACCCAGCCCUCGAUAAUUACGUCAACAACUGGCUGCCCCGCCAAGUGUACUACCACGGAGACGUGAACCGCUUGACGACGGACCCCCAGACGCGUAACUACCUGCAAGAUAACAUGGGAAUGAACUAUAUCCGCCCCGAAGUCUCCCGUAAGGCUUUUGUCACCGCUCUGUCCCAGCAAGAGGCGAGCGGUGCCAUGCCCGACGGCAUUAUCCUCGUCGAGGGUGCCGAACUCAAAUACAUUAAUCAAGUCCCCCACACGGAUCACUGCGUGUGGCUUCCUCUGACGCUUGAGGUUUAUCUUUCCGAGACGGGAGACUACGCGUUCCUCGAUCAACGUGUGAAGACUGAAAAUGGUGAUAAUUACACCGUCUUUGAGCGCUUCAGCCGUGCCAUGGACUGGCUCCUGCACGAGCGCGACGAGCGGGGUCUCAGCUAUAUCGCCCAGGGAGAUUGGUGUGAUCCUCUCAACAUGGUGGGCUACAAGGGCAAGGGCGAACUAGCGGCGCAUUUCCGCGCCGGCGCGGACGAGGUCAACAAAGCCGCCAACAAGCACCUCUGGGACGGCGACUGGUUCGCGCGCGGCAUCACGGACGACAACUCCUUUGCCAUCCUCAGCGGCGCCACCGACGCGGCCCAGCGAGCCAAGAUGAUGAAGGAAAUCGAGAAGCAGCUCUACACCCCUUACGGUGUCGUCAUGUUUGCGCCCGCAUUCCUGGGCAUGCGCGAGGAUGUGGGCCGCGUCACGCAAAAACAUCCCGGUUCGGCCGAAAACGGUGCGGUAUACAACCACGCAGCCGUCUUCUACAUCCACAGUCUGUACAGCAUCGGCGAGACUGACCGCGCUUACGAGCUUCUCCGCCAGCUCCUCCCCGGCCCAUCGGAGGAGGACUACCUCCAGCGGGGUCAGCUGCCGAUCUACGUACCCAACUAUUACCGCGGCGCAUGGCACGAGUUCCCUCGCACGGCGGGUCGCUCCAGCCAUCUCUUCAACACGGGUACCGUGUCGUGGAUCUACAGGGUCGUUCUCGAGGGCCUCUGCGGACUCAAGGGUGAUGGAGCCGGCCUCCAGAUUGACCCGCAAUUGCCCGAAGACUGGGACACGAUGAAAAUCUCGCGCCGUUUCCGUGGUGCCACGUUCAACCUCGACGUUAGGCGCUCGGGCGGUGUCAAGGAAGUCAAGGUCAUGCGCGGGAGCGAGACCCUCCCUGCUGCCAGGAUCGACAAUAUCCGAGCUGGUACCACGUAUGACCUCGUUGUUUUGGUGCCCUGA
Molecule: messenger RNA, 2151 nt
Organism: Parascedosporium putredinis
Lineage: Eukaryota; Fungi; Ascomycota; Sordariomycetes; Microascales; Microascaceae
Source: the annotation of a GenBank genome assembly